GGUACUGGCACGAAGAUAUUUACUAUGGUAUUAUUAACAAAAAUACGAAUACCUCAUAUUAUUAUUAUUAUCAAAGAUUAUAAAAUAUAUUAUCCGUCAUUCAUCCGUACACAAUAUUUAUUAAUUUUAUUAAAAUAUUAUUUAGUAUAUUUUACUAUUUUACUAUUUGCCUACAUUGCCACAUUGGCUGCAGUAUUUGUUAUUAUGAAAGUGGAGAGUAUUAAUGCUAAAAUAUUUUAAUUAAUCUGUUAGUUUAAAUGUUCAAUUUACAAGACAUUCAUUUUUCAGUUAUUUUAAAAUAUUUGUUUUGAGUGUAUGUAACCAAUUUACUACUUUUAAUGUUAUGCCGUUAUGGUUAUUGACAUUUAACAUGAUUCUAUUAUAGUAUCAUUAUAUAAUUAACAAAUGUAUUUAAUCUAUAAUAAUAUAAAACCAGUACUUAGUACGUUUAAGUAUAUUUUCAUUGUUUCAUACUUUCAUUAAAUAACCAAUGUUUAAAAAAGUAGGGAGUUUUGGUUUUACAUCUUUUAAAUAUUUUUGUGUUGCUCAUUGUAUAACAGAAUAUGUAGCAGAUAUAUUCUUAUGUUCAGGUGAUUCCAUGGAGCCAACUAUCUACUCUGGUGAUUUGGUAAUUAUUCAACGUUUCUCAAAGAUAAUCAAAAAUGUAGAUAAAGGAGAUGUAAUUAUUGCUAAGUCUCCUGAAGAAUAUAACAAAUUCAUUAUGAAGAGAGUGAAAGCUGUUGAUGGCCAAAUGGUUAGAAGAGGAAUAAAUUAUCAAGUGGUACCAAGAGGCUCAGUAUGGUUGGAAGGCGACAAUCAUACCAAUUCAACAGAUUCUUGGGAUUUCGGUCCUGUACCUAAAGGAUUAAUACAUGGACGAGUUGUUUGUCGAAUUUGGCCUAUAUCACAUUUCUCUAUGAAAAUUUGAUGACAUACCUUAUGUAGUAAUUAAGAAGCACAAUGUAAUAUAAAUGUAAUAAAACGUUCAUGUUGAUGUUAGUAAAAAUUAAAAAAAAAAAAACUAAAUCCUCAAUAA
Metopolophium dirhodum (rose-grain aphid) is the source of this 1036-nucleotide messenger RNA. RefSeq names its product mitochondrial inner membrane protease subunit 1. NCBI's taxonomy places the organism in Eukaryota, Metazoa, Arthropoda, Insecta, Hemiptera, Aphididae. Gene Ontology annotation, cellular component: mitochondrial inner membrane peptidase complex; membrane. The record is from RefSeq and is a predicted model, not a curated record. Gene Ontology annotation, molecular function: serine-type endopeptidase activity. The transcript has 3 exons. The coding region runs from base 491 to 928 and encodes 145 amino acids.